AUGCUUGUUCAUCGGCAACACCUGAUUCAAAAAGAAGACCACAUCGAAGUGGAUAUAGAUCGCACUCAAUGCAGCGACGAAGUACGGGAACGACUUUAUCCUAUUCGACAAGCGCCGCCUCAUCCGGCGCCACCAUUUAACACCGGCGGUGACCACAACGCGGUGCGGACCAGGCAAACCUUCGAUGAGAAGGUUCAGAUGACAAAUCGCAGACAAUUACCGAAAGUAUUCGACGAGGCGGUGCUCCAAGCGCGCGUAUACAGUAAAGACUGA
Messenger RNA from Soboliphyme baturini, 273 nucleotides. NCBI's taxonomy places the organism in Eukaryota, Metazoa, Nematoda, Enoplea, Dioctophymatida, Soboliphymatidae. The record is from the annotation of a GenBank genome assembly.